Molecule: messenger RNA, 2361 nt
Organism: Penicillium nucicola
Lineage: Eukaryota; Fungi; Ascomycota; Eurotiomycetes; Eurotiales; Aspergillaceae
Product: OPT family oligopeptide transporter
Exons: 1
Coding region: 1-2361 (786 amino acids)
Biological process (GO): transmembrane transport
Molecular function (GO): oligopeptide transmembrane transporter activity
Source: RefSeq, a predicted model, not a curated record
AUGGCUGUCUUUCCAUUGAAACGACAAAAGGAUGAACCGAUCGAGGUCAAAACGGAAGCUGUGGAUCCUUUGUCUUCCAAAAAACCAGACGUGACAGAAACUGCGAUGGAUGAGGAGAAUCUUAAGUUGCAAGGGGAAACUGCUGCUAUUGAACAAGAGACCGAAGAAAACCCCGAAAUCGCUGCUUUACCUCUGUCUGUUCGUCAACUGAUCAACUUGGAAGAUGAUCCCACCCUUCCCACCAUUACCUUCCGAUACUUCGUACUGUCGGUCGUCUUUGUGGUUCCCGGGGCAUUUUUGUCCCAAAUGAGUUACUUCCGAACUACACAAGCCCCAUACUCUGUCUUCUUCGUCCAAAUUGCGUGUCAUUAUGCCGGCCACUUCCUUGCUCGUGUCCUCCCGGCUUGGAAUAUUGGCAUACCCGGCACGCGCUUCUCUUUCAAUUUGAACCCGGCGCCGUGGAGUAUCAAAGAGCAUGUGUUAGUCACACUAACUGCCGCAUCAGGUGCGACGUACAAUCUCGGUUAUGUUCCAAUCGUGCUCGCAGAGCUGUGGUAUGGGGAACGGAUCAAUCCAGCUGUUGCGAUCUUCUUCAUGCUUGCUAUCGUCUGGACUGGGUACUCGUUUGCUGCCCUCGCACGGCAAAUUCUCCUCCCUGACCCCGAUUAUAUCUGGCCCAAAGCCCUGAUGCAGACGACCCUGUUUGAAACAUUUCGGAAGCAAGAUAACUCAUCGGCUCUAGCUCGCCGACAGAUGAAAGUUUUCUUCUUUGCCCUUUUGGGCAUGACCCUGUGGCAAUUUCUCCCGGAAUAUGUCUUCCCCUUCACUUCAUCCCUCGCUUUCCUCUGCUGGGUGGCACCUCACAACCCAGUGGCCAAUUUCAUUGGCUCGGGAAUUGGUGGCAUGGGUUUCCUCAAUCUCUCGUUGGAUUGGUCCAAUGUCAACUGGAAUGGAUCCUCCAUCAUGCUCACUCCUUUCUGGACACAGGUCAUUUUGUUUUUAGCCUUUGCCUUCAACUGUUGGGUACUACUUCCUGCAGCGAAGUGGGGAAACCUGGGGUCCUAUAAACAUGGUCUCAUGUCAAACAGCCUCAUGCAGGCCAAUGGUACCACAUAUCCAACCCUUGAAGUGCUCACCUCGAAUUAUAACCUCAAUGAGACUGUUUACCAGGAGUAUGGGCCGAUGUACAUGGGUCUGCAGAAUGUGUGGGCAACUUUCUUUGACUAUGCCAAACUCCCAGCAGCUGUAACCUGGAUCUUGACGUUUGGAUUUGUCCAGGUUUCUGGCAAUCUACGAAAGAUUUUUGGAUCAAACAAGUCAGAGAAUCCAGAAAAGUCGUCAAAAAACAAAGGCAUCCACUACCAGUACCAUGAUCGCCUCAACGUUAUCCAGAGAAAGUACAAAGAGAUUCCAUGGUGGUGGUAUGGUACCUUGUUCUUGGUGUCCUUUGUCAUUCUUAUCACCAGCAUUGCAUGUGGAUAUCUCUUCAUUCCCAUUUGGACUCUUUUUGUGGCACUUUCAAGUGCUGCUAUCCUGGUGGUUCCAUUUGCAUGGCUCUACGCCAUUUCCAACUAUCAACUUGAGACCGGUUCCUUCAACGAACUGAUGUACGGAUAUAUGGUUCACACAAAAGCCGGCAAUUCCCACCACCAUCCUUGUGGCCCUUCUGUGUAUGGAUCAAUCGCGGGUGAUGCCUGGUAUCGAGCACAAUAUAUGCUUCAGGACCAGAAGAUCGGUCAUUAUAUGCAUAUCCCACCUCGCGCAGUGUUCUUCUCUCAAAUCUUUGGAACCUGCAUGGGUGUUCCAAUAAACUACCUUGUCAUCCGCUGGAUCAUGGAUACCAAGGGCGAUUAUCUGACUGGCAAGAAAGCCGACCCACUGAACCAGUGGACGGGUCAGUCUCUGCGGAGCUCGAACACAAUGGGAGUUCAGUAUGCUGUGCUUGGCCCAAAAAGGCUAUUUGGCGAGUCAGAAAUGGCAGCACUUCCUUGGUCAUUCCUGGUUGGAGCUGUGAUCCCUCCGAUUCUCUACUGUUUCCAUCGAUUCUUCCCACGUCUGCGCAUUGACCUGUGGAACGUGAGCAUCUUCUUCGGAGGUCUGGCCAUGUUUUAUGGAAAUAUCAGCACUGGGUAUACCUCUGCCAUCAUUGGUGGCUACAUUGUGAUGUAUCGUGCCUACCGCCAUCACUUUGAGGUCUGGAAGCGCUAUAAUUACUUGAUUGCUGCGGCCUUUGAUGCUGGAUUUAACCUCAACAUGUUGCUUAUUUUCUUCUUCUUUGGAGCAGGCAAGCAGAUCUCGAUGCCAGCAUGGUGGGGAAACAAUAGCACCUCCGUAGAACGCUGCUUUGCUCUAGAUAGCUGA